This is a messenger RNA of Pseudoliparis swirei, 1806 nucleotides long. RefSeq names its product sterile alpha motif domain-containing protein 9-like. The record is from RefSeq and is a predicted model, not a curated record. NCBI's taxonomy places the organism in Eukaryota, Metazoa, Chordata, Actinopteri, Perciformes, Liparidae. The annotation marks the transcript as partial. Gene Ontology annotation, molecular function: protein binding. The transcript is spliced from 3 exons. Gene Ontology annotation, cellular component: cytoplasm.
UCCGAACUGAGACGCUCAACAAUGGAGCUGCCGACCUCUGUGGAAAAAUGGACCAAGGAAGACGUCCGCCUGUGGCUGAUGACAGUGGUCAAAGUUCAUGAUACUUAUGCCAACUUUUUCUUUGAAGAGGAAGUGUCUGGAGACAUGUUAGUUUGCUUUGAAAAAAAAGACAUAUUGGACUUGGGAAUACAUCAUGGUCCAGCUGUAAAAAUCACAUCUUAUCUAGAAAGUUUGAAAGAAGGAUCGGAAUAUGAAUCACAGUUCCCAGCAUAUGUGAAAAACUGGACAAAAGAACAAGUGAACCAGUGGUUACAGCAGCAUCUUGGGGUGUAUAGCAAAUAUGCAGAACGACUCCAAGAGGAAGAUGUGUCUGGAGAUUGCCUUGUUUGCUUCAAAAAGCAGGAUCUUUUGGAUCUGGCUUUGAAAAAUGGUCCUGCUGUGAAGAUUCUGGCAAAACUUCGUCAGCUGAACAUGAAACCAGAGCCAACACUGCAACCAGUCCUUCACAACAGCACAGACCCAAGAGAAUCUCCAAAACCCACUCAACCUGAACUCGUUCUGUCUCAGGACAUAGCAAUCAAACAACCAGAUUCAUGUAAUGAAAUUGAAUCAAAAACUGACAAAAUAUUAGUAAAGGAAUCUGAAAAGGUUCAGCUGCCAUUCCAAAAGGUUUCAGAGAAAGAGGGAAUCCAUCAGCCGCAAGACUUGGGGGCCAGGAGAAAAGGAGCUAUAAUGACCACAGUCCCACCAAAGAGCACUGUGGAGAUCCAGAAAAUUCUGGACGACCUUUUAAAAGAUGACUUCAAAAUGUUUAAGUUCUGCUUAAAAGUAUACACUCAAUCCAAGCAUAACCCUAUUCCUCAAGGUAAAUUGCAGCACAGCGACACCAUGGACACCGCUACAUUAAUGACGAACAACUAUGGAUGCAAGGAGGCUUUACAGGUCACAAAAGCAGUUCUAAAAGAAAUCAACCAGCAAGAACUCGCUCGUCAGAUGGAAAAGAACAUGUGUCCACUGGAACAGCAGAGUCUUCCAAAAGACGUUUUGAACAAAGAGGCUAACCAGGGUGACAAACUUCAGAAUUUGUUAACUUGUGGUGGGAACUCACUGGACAAAGAUGACCAUUUCAUUGUUGUUGUCAACAAGAGCAGUCCAGAACAAGUGCAGUAUCUGCAGUUUUUGGGUAAGCUGAAACCAUUUUGUGUGUUGGACUUUGACCCCAACUCUGUUGCUCCAGGUGGACUGUGUCAUUCCUACAGAGAGUCAAGGGUGGCCAAUCUGCAUACACCAUCACAGUAUCAAGGACCGACUGAAUCCGUGAUAAAGACCCUUAACCUCUACAAGCAGACAAGCUGGGUCUUCUGCAAUGGCAGACAUGACCUUGACGGUGACUUAAACAAGGAGUUAGACUAUAAGAACUGGCUGAGGAAAUCUUGCAAAGAUGUAGAGCAAUUGAUUUCAUUCAUUUGCAACCCUGAUGUUCUUCCACGUGGAGGAAGUCUCGUAAUUUUCCUCUUACUGUCACCUGUGGACACCGAGAAAGACCCAAUGUUUGACAUAUACAAAUCUUUCAUCAAACAAACAAAAGAGGAAAGCACCAUCACUAUUUGUGAAUCUCAGGGCAUGUAUGAGAAAUGGCGGGAUCUUGUACAAGAAAAGUGUGACUCUGACAUUGAUUCUCGAUCGAUAUAUGAGCUGACCUCAGUGAGGUCAAUGGCACUAUAAUGGCACUGGGACCAUUCAACCAGUCAUCUGAAAGAUUGCUUCCCUCUUCUGGUUCUAGCUGUGUUGUUCUAAAGCAGAGGG